GGCGGGAGACACUGCCGCUUCCGCGUCCGCGCAGCAGCGCUGCAGCACACUGGGGGAAGAUGGACGAUAAGUUAAUAUUGGCUGUGUAUAAUUUCCCCGAGCUGUACAACAUCACUUUGCCGAAUUACCGCUGCACGGAAAGUCGGACAAAUGCCUGGAGGAACAUAAGUAUUGUCCUAGGUCUCACGUCUGAGGACUGCAAAAGAAAAUGGAAGAAUUUGAGAGACAGGUACCUGAAGGAAGUCCGAAUGGAGCUCAAGAGCAAAAAGCAGGGAGAAAUUGUGCAAAGUAAAUGGAAAUACAGGCAACUCAUGAACUUUAUUGCUCCCUUUACUGGAUCAAGAGGCAGUGUGGCAGAUGUUUGUGACAACAACGAUGAUGACCGUGAAAAUCUGGACAACUACUCUGGCAGUGCAGAGGGAGAGACCACUGCGUUGGAGCCAGGGAAGACUUUGCAGAAUACUACAAAGUUCCCAGCGAGUCUCCCUGAACCUAAGUCCCAGAUAGCAUUUGUAACGCAGGUCUCUGUACCGUCUCAGGAAAAUCAGGUGACCCAGAUGGGGGUCGUGCCCAAGAUGCCACCAAGCCCCCUGAUAACCCCAUCCUCCAACACUGGACAGAAAAGAAAACUAAUACCGGAGACGGGGAUGCCAUCUUCUCCUAAAAGUAUGCACAUGCCUACAAAAUGGCUGGUUAAGGACAACGACGCCGCAUUUCCCCCAAGGCCGCGGGAUGAAGAUGAGCUGUUUCUGCUGAGCUUUGUCCCUGCUCUGAAGCGACUUGCUCCACAAAAAAGGUGUGAGACAAAAAUGAAGAUUCAGCAGAUUAUGUAUGAAGCUGAAUUUAACAUUGCACAAGCAGAACAAGAGAGAAAGAUGGAGCCAGAAAAGAAGGACUAAAUGUCAUGAAGUUUUUGUAGUUUUUUUUUUUUCUUCACAAACUUUUUAACUAUUUUUCUAAACCAAAGCACAAAAUGGUUGAAGUUGACAUAUUUUUCAAGAAAAAUAAAGUUUGGUGUGACCUGAUUUGUGUUUUGCAGUGUUAAAAGAAACAAAACAGAUACUUGUAAAUUCAUUGGUAACGCUUUAAUCUUAUCAGAGGAAAUUCACAGUUAGAAAAGUUGUUUCAUGUUCAACAAUCAGUCUUCAUUUUAAUUCUGUAAUUGAUAGUAUUUUACAUUUAAUUACAGUGAUAUACAGGAAAUAGCCCCCCCCCCCC
Molecule: messenger RNA, 1218 nt
Organism: Cololabis saira (Pacific saury)
Lineage: Eukaryota; Metazoa; Chordata; Actinopteri; Beloniformes; Belonidae
Exons: 2
Coding region: 60-899 (279 amino acids)
Biological process (GO): regulation of transcription by RNA polymerase II
Cellular component (GO): nucleus; transcription regulator complex
Molecular function (GO): DNA binding
Source: RefSeq, a predicted model, not a curated record